Molecule: messenger RNA, 1605 nt
Organism: Bicyclus anynana (squinting bush brown)
Lineage: Eukaryota; Metazoa; Arthropoda; Insecta; Lepidoptera; Nymphalidae
Product: aldehyde dehydrogenase 1A1
Exons: 11
Coding region: 110-1570 (486 amino acids)
Molecular function (GO): aldehyde dehydrogenase (NAD+) activity
Source: RefSeq, a predicted model, not a curated record
CAUUACUAUUGCCGAGUCAUGUUGUUAUUACGAUUCUUAUAAAAUAAUAAAACACAGUUCUAUCAGACGCCCGAAGUCGUAUAACGUGUUAUUUGUUUGGUUUGAAAUAAUGGCUCCUGAAAUAAAAUAUAAUAAAAUCUUCAUCGACAAUGAGUGGGUGGACGCCGUGAGUGGAAAGACAUUUGAAACUUUUAAUCCGCACGAUGGCGCUACUAUCGCCAAAGUUGCUGAAGGCGAUAAGGAUGACAUCGAUGCUGCCGUUCAAGCAGCCAAGCGAGCUUUCCAUCGUAACUCAGAAUGGCGUUUGAAAGACGCUUCCGAGAGAUGCAAGAUCCUCUACAAGUUUGCUGACCUCCUGGAUAGAGACGCAGAAUAUUUAUCCCGCCUGGAGACUUACAAUAAUGGGAUGGUGGUAGGAUUGUCCCGAAGAAUGAUUGGAGGAGCAGGCUACACCGUACGAUACGUUGCAAGUUUGGCAGAUAAGAUUCAGGGCAGCACUAUACCUAGUGAUGGCGACUUGUUUUCUUACACGUUGAAGCAACCAGUAGGAGUAUGCGGCCUUAUCCUGCCUUGGAACGCGCCCUUACUCAUGUUUAUCAAUAAAGUUACAACAGCCUUAACAGCUGGCUGCACGGUGGUGGUGAAGCCGGCGGAGCAGACGCCGCUCACGGCGCUGGCGCUGGGCGCGCUGCUGGCCGAGGCGGGCGUGCCGCGGGGCGUCGUCAACAUCGUGCCGGGCUACGGAGAGACCGCCGGCGCCGCGCUCACCCACCACCCCGACGUCGCUUUGAUCUCCUUCACUGGCUCUCUCGAGGUUGGAAAGCUGAUACAACGAGCAGCUGGAACCAAUAAUUUGAAGCGUGUCGCCCUUGAGCUCGGUGGCAAGAGUCCGCUCAUUAUUAUGAACGAUGCCGACUUGAAUAAAGCUGUGCCUUUCGCUGCACAGUCAGUAUUUGUGCAUCAGGGCCAAAUCUGUAUCGCCGCCUCUCGCUUGUUCGUCCAGGCCGAAAUAUACGACAAGUUUGUACAGAAGGCUGUGGAGCUGGCCAAGUCUUGGAAACUAGGCGACCCAGCGCUUGAAACUACUCAGAAUGGUCCACAGAUAGAUGAGUCGAUGAUGAACAAGGUUUUAGGAUAUAUAGAGAAAGGAAAAGCCGAGGGUGCGAAACUUCUUACUGGUGGAAAGCGAGUGGGCACAUCUGGUUUCUACAUUGAGCCGGCUGUGUUUGCUGACGUCAAGGAUGACAUGACCAUUGCUAAGGAAGAGAUCUUCGGACCCGUACAGAGCAUUCUUAAAUUUAAUACGUUGGAGGAGGCGAUCGACCGCGCCAACGCCACCAACUAUGGUCUUGCGGCGGGCAUCUUCACAUCUUCUAUAGAAACUGCGCUUCAAUUUAGCAAAUACGUGGAAGCUGGUAAUGUUUGGGUAAACACAUAUAUGCAACAUGGGCCACAACUUCCUUUCGGCGGCUUCAAAGAAUCUGGUGUGGGAAGGGAAAAUGGCUUGGACGCGGUCAACGCAUAUUUAGAGGUGAAAACUGUUACUAUAGCAGUUCCAAAACAGAUAUGAUUUUUCUUUUAAUGUAAAAUAAAUAAUUAAAUAUU